Molecule: messenger RNA, 1838 nt
Organism: Thunnus maccoyii (southern bluefin tuna)
Lineage: Eukaryota; Metazoa; Chordata; Actinopteri; Scombriformes; Scombridae
Gene: dhrs12la
Product: dehydrogenase/reductase 12-like a
Exons: 10
Coding region: 26-988 (320 amino acids)
Source: RefSeq, a predicted model, not a curated record
AGCGAGAGGCUUCCAGAGCAGCACCAUGUCUCUGUACCGCAACUCCGCCUGGUUCCUGAAGGGAGUGACUGAGUUCACCAGGAAUGCCUUCCUGUCAGCCUCCAAGCGAUUUGUGGAGAAGGACCUGGAGGUGUCCAUGGCGGGACGCUCCUUCAUGAUAACAGGAGCCAACAGUGGCAUUGGGAAAGCCACCGCCAUGGCCAUCGCUAAGAGAGGUGGAGCGAUCCACAUGGUGUGCAGAAACAAGGACAAGGCUGAGGAGGCUAGGGCUGAUAUCGUCAAGGAGACAGGGAAUAAAGAGGUGUACGUCCACAUCCUGGACCUGUCUGAGACCAAGAAGGUCUGGGAGUUUGCAGAAGCCUUCAAGAGGAAGUACAAGGCUCUCAAUGUACUGAUCAAUAACGCAGGCUCUAUCAUGAGUCAGAGGGAUGUGAAUGCCGAGGGGCUUGAGAAGAGCUUCGCCACAAAUGUCCUGGGGAUUUACAUUCUCACAAAGAGUCUCAUCCCUUUACUGGAGAAGAGUGCAGAUCCCAGAGUGAUCACAGUGUCAUCAGGGGGGAUGUUGGUGCAGAAGCUCAGGACAGGAAACCUGCAGUCUGAGAGGGGCCGCUAUGACGGCACCAUGGUCUACGCCCAGCACAAGAGGCAGCAGGUAGUGAUGACAGAGCAGCUGGCUAAGACUCACACUAACAUCCACUUCUCCGUCAUGCAUCCUGGCUGGGUGGACACUCCAGCGGUGGCUAAUGCCAUGCCAGACUUCCACAGCUCUAUGAAGGAAAGCCUGCGGACCCCAGAGCAGGGGGCCGACACCGUGGUGUGGCUGGCUAUCUCUGAGGCUGCGAUCACAAACCCCAGCGGACGCUUCUAUCAGGACCGAAGGAUGGUGUCCACCCACCUGCCGCUGGCCUGGACCCACAGCUCCUCCCUGGAGGAGCAGAAGUUAAUGUCUCUGCUGGAGGACUUCGCCAAGACGUUCCAGCCACACUGAGACAGCAGGAGCUGGGUACCAGUACACCCCCACCACUAACACCACCAGCUCAUACUGACUGAGGCUGGGCUCAGUAUUUCAUCCCCCUGUUGAACAUACACUCCAGGAGAGGGGGAAGGAAUAAAUCUGGGUCUGUUUGGAGAGUUAACACUGGCUUCAAACACAUAUGAAGCUAUUCUUUGAGUUUUAAGAUGUGUUUGGGAAACGAGCCUCACAAUGCCAGAUUAACUCACCUGUAAGUGAGGGAUUAGCUAGAUUUGUAAUGCUUUAUAACUACUUUUAUAACUAUUUUUCUUAUUUAUAAGCUCAAAUUUAUAAGAACUAAAACUUUUAUUGUAUAAAAAUGUUUGAUGUUUAAUGAGUUUUCAAAGGAUGUUUUCUUGCUGAUAGAGAGAGCAGCUUCAUGAGCCACACACACACACAUACACACACACACCAACAUCCCAGUCUUUUACUGUGACUUUAUAAGAGGUGUCAAUCAGAUGGGAAUCUGAUGCGACCAAAGUCACGCACACGACGCCCAGUCUGCAUUCACACAGCACCAGUUAUGUGUUCAGUCUCAUUGUUGUGUCUAGAUAACAUAAACGUGCCAAACUGCUGAUGUGUAUUUAACAGCUCUGUUAAGUGUAUUUGUUAUAUUGUAGUGCAGUCGCUGUAAUGAACAGGUUGAACUCAGGCUGGAGGUGAAGUGUUCUCUCUAUGAGCCGCGUGCCUUAAAUGCACCGCAGCAGCAGCAUCACUUUACGUGCAAUAAAAUCCAUGUUUUUAUGACUUGGUAAUAUCUGCCCUGCACCUUUAAAAAGGCUUUUUACUGACUGUGGCUUUGGCUGGAGUCUAUCUUGUAAAUGCA